Messenger RNA from Plenodomus lingam JN3, 1938 nucleotides. RefSeq lists its product as uncharacterized. Lineage: Eukaryota; Fungi; Ascomycota; Dothideomycetes; Pleosporales; Leptosphaeriaceae. Gene Ontology annotation, cellular component: methionyl glutamyl tRNA synthetase complex; cytosol; cytoplasm. The record is from RefSeq and is a predicted model, not a curated record. Gene Ontology annotation, biological process: glutamyl-tRNA aminoacylation; translation. Gene Ontology annotation, molecular function: glutamate-tRNA ligase activity; ATP binding.
AUGGACGCCCAAAUUGCUGAGUGGAGAACUCGCGCCGACGCUCUCAAGCCACUAAACCUCAAAGCCAUUGAGCCGGCUCUCCUGGAACUUGACGCUCACCUCACUCUCCGCACACAUAUCGUGGGCUACACCCUCACCGAUGCCGACACCAUCGUAUGGCAGACAUUGCGCGAUAACCGUGUCGCACAUGCAUAUGUCAAGCAGGAUCUUAUGAAGAACCUGGGACGGUGGUUCAGGUACAUUGAGGAGGCUUACCCGCAGAGUGUUGUUGUAGUAGGCAAAGGCAAGGAAGACAGUAAGAAGGUAGAUGGAAAGGACGGGAAGGGGAAGAAGGAGGGAAAGAAUGAUGAUGCGAAUUACGAUAUCGGACUACAGGAUGUGGGGGAUGGGACAGGUAUUGUUACCAGGUUUCCUCCUGAGCCUUCAGGUUACCUCCACAUUGGUCAUGCAAAGGCUGCGUUGUUGAAUGACUACUUUGCCCACGAGAAGUACAAGGGCAAACUGCUCCUGCGAUUCGACGACACCAACCCUACCAAGGAGAAACAGGAAUUCCAGGACGCCAUUCUCGAAGACUGCGCACUGCUUGGCAUCAAGCCAGAUCAAGUCUCAUACACCAGUGACUGGUUUGAUGAGCUUUACGAACGCUGUGUCCAGAUGAUCAAAAACGGCCUCGCGUACGCCGAUGAUACCCUCCAAGAGAAGAUGCGUGCUGAGCGCAUGGACGGCAUUGCCAGUGCGCGCCGCGACGCGAGUGUAGAGGAAAACCUCGCACAUUUUGAAGAGAUGAAGAAGGGCAAUGAGGAGGGACUAAGAUGGUGCAUCCGAGCGAAGAUGUCUGUCGAUAACCCCAACAAGGCCAUGCGUGAUCCUGUCAUCUACCGCUGCAAUCCCGAGGCACAUCAUCGCACUGGAGAGAAGUGGAAGAUCUACCCUACGUACGACUUCUGUUGCCCUAUUGUUGACGCUGUCGAGGGCGUCACACAUGCUCUACGUACGACUGAGUACAACGACCGCGAUGCUCAAUACCAGUGGUUUAUCAAAAACCUUGGGCUGCGUCAAGUCCACAACUGGGGUUUCGCACGUCUGAACUUUGUCAGAACGGUACUUUCCAAGCGCAAGCUCACGAAAAUUGUUGAGGCAGGAAUCGUGACCGGCUGGGACGAUGCUCGCAUGCCUACUGUUCGCGGUGUGCGUCGCCGUGGUGCCGUCAUCCCUGCGCUACGAGAAUUUAUUUUGAAGCAAGGUCCGUCCAAGAACAUUGUCAAUCAGGAUUGGUAUGCCUUCUGGGCGACCAACAAAAAGUACAUUGAGCCUACCGCGGCACGCUACACAGCGAUCGAUGACGCUGGUCGUGUUCCCGUCACCAUCAUUGGCGCUCGAGAGGGCGUUAUUACGGAAGAUAAGCCAAAACACGCGAAAUACGAUCUGGGUAACAAGAAGAUUGUCUUUAGUUCAUCUGUAAUAAUGGAACAAGCCGACGCGCAGUCGUUUGAACAGGACGAGGAGAUUACCCUCAUGAACUGGGGCAAUGCCAUUGUGCGCAAGAUUAGCCAUUCCAUCAAUCCUCUUGAAAUGGCAAAACACGGUCUCAAGACUGUCAGCGGAUUGGAACUGGAACUGCAUCUCCAAGGCGACGUGAAGACCACGAAGAAGAAAGUCACAUGGCUCAGCAAUGACCAGAAUCUCAUCCCGAUCGAGUUGGUGGACUACGAUUACCUGAUCACAAAGGACAAACUUGAGCCUGAAGAUACAUUGGAAGACUUCUUGAACCCGAAGACGGAGACGAGGACGAAGGCUUUGGCAGAUUGCAAUGUGGCGGAGCUUAAGGAGGAUGAUAUUGUUCAGUUUGAUCGUAAGGGAUUCUUCAGAAUCGAUAGGGCGUUCAAGCAUGGCGAGGCUGUCGUUGCGUUCCAGAUUCCAACGGGGAAGAGCAAGUAG